Molecule: messenger RNA, 697 nt
Organism: Salvelinus sp. IW2-2015
Lineage: Eukaryota; Metazoa; Chordata; Actinopteri; Salmoniformes; Salmonidae
Source: RefSeq, a predicted model, not a curated record
AUCCUCCUCACACUCUCCUAAUGUUAAACAAUGCCUCAACACUAAAUGGCUACACAAGCCCAUUGACACAUGACAGUAUUAGGAUUAAUGCUGUCAGUCGAUCUGGUGGCAAAGAGAAGCKCUUCCCGUGUUCAUUCUGUGGGAAAGCCUUCAGUUUCCCAAAACAGGUGCAGAUCCACCAGAGGAUCCACACAGGGGUAAAACCCUUCAGCUGUACCCAGUGUCACAUGUGCUUCGCUCAGACUGGUGACCUGAAGAGGCAUCAGAGGGUCCACACAGGGGAGAAACCCUACAGCUGCCCCCAGUGUGAGAAGAGGUUCUCCCGCAAGCACCAGCUGAAUAGGCACCUGAAGGUUCACACGGGAGAGAGGCCGUUCGCCUGUACACACUGCAGGAAGAGGUUCUCAGAGAGGAGCUACCUCAGGAUACACCAGCAGAAAGACCAUUCCACUCUAUGACAUAGAAAGGAACCGUAUCACUCAAUACCUUCUGAGGUUUAGAUCAAACCCAGCAUUAAAGAGAAUAAUAAUUGUCAUUGUUGUCAGCAGAAAAGAUCCACAGAUGCAUUUGGAAUAGCGAGAGUAACAGAUUUCAGUGUUUAAUAUUCUUUGGUAGAAUAAUGCAUCCAGACAUUGUGUGAUAUACUCUGUGUACAAAACAUUAAGAACACCUUCCUAAUAUUUAGUUGCACCCCCCA